Molecule: messenger RNA, 381 nt
Organism: Fusarium proliferatum ET1
Lineage: Eukaryota; Fungi; Ascomycota; Sordariomycetes; Hypocreales; Nectriaceae
Exons: 2
Coding region: 1-381 (126 amino acids)
Source: RefSeq, a predicted model, not a curated record
AUGCUAAAAGGGGUCUGGAAGCGGCACUUAGUUUUUAUUGGAAGCAUUCUUCGCCUUCGCUCAGGAGAUAGUGUUAUCCCUGCUAAGCUUGCUGAGCAUGGCUACCAAAGGCGAUUAUGCGUCAGCUUCUCUCCUGUAGUGGUUGGUGUGAUGACAGAGAGACAGAAGGAAAUUGAAUGGAUCGAUUGGGGUAGGGUUAGUGUCCGAAAUAUGCUAUUAUUAAUUGCGACUGGUCCAGUAGAUGUCGCUUCUGAUAAAGGAAUGCUGGACACCAUGAUUCACGGCAGUCCUUGGAGCCCCCAUGAAGGUGAGGGAAAAUACAUGCAAAUACCCGAAAGAGGUUCAUGGAUGGAUAUUUUCGACAGGAAAAGAUGGCUCUAA